Acanthocheilonema viteae is the source of this 493-nucleotide messenger RNA. Lineage: Eukaryota; Metazoa; Nematoda; Chromadorea; Rhabditida; Onchocercidae. The record is from the annotation of a GenBank genome assembly.
AUGGUUGAUGCUAUUUUAGCAUAUAAAAUCUCGGCUGGAUCAGCUGCAAAAGCAGGUCAAUUUCCAUGGGCUGUAGCAUUAACGUUAACCAAUGAGGAUUACAAUCACUGUGGUGGAUCGAUCAUCUCAAAGCGACACAUUCUUACUGCAGCACAUUGCGUCCUGAAAUUCGAAGUUUACCAAUUGCCGUGCAUGUUUGUUACAACUCUGGAUGAUAUAACUCAAAUUACAAUACGAUAUGGCGGAGUAUGCUUACGAAGUCUUUUUCCACCAUGUGAUGGACCAUUAUGCAUGACAGCUAAAAUUCGUAGAAUUGCUGUCCACCAACGUUUCGUAGAUGCAGGUUGCUCAAAUGGGCAUGAUUUUGCAAUCAUUGAAGUGGAAUCUGAUUUGGCGUUUGGUACAACCACCUCAGCAAUAUGCUUACCCAAUUCAACUUUCGAUCUAGACUCUGCUGAGAAUCUCCUUGAUUAUGGAUUUGGUAUGAAUGAAC